CUCGGCGACCAUCGUGUUCGACACGUCGACCACUGUACUUGUCACGACUGCGAUCUUGGCAAUGACGGUCGUGUUCGACACGACAGCGUCAGGACUCGAAAACCAUCGUGCUCGACACGACGACGACGUCAGAACUCGACCGACCGUCGUGUUCUACACGACGACCACCAUACUCGUGAGGACGGCGAUCGUGUCGGACACGACGGCGAUUGUGUUGAUGACGACCGUGUCGGACACGACGACCACCCGGACCCGACGACCAUCGUGUCGGACACUACGACGAUCGUCGACGAUCGUGUCGGACACGACGACGACCGUGCUCGAUACGAUGGAGGUCGUGUUCGACACGACGACGGCUAUGUUCGACACAAUGUCGGUCGUGUUCGACACGACGACGACCGUGCACGACACAACGAAGAUCGUGUUCAACGAGCCGGACACGACGACGAGCGUGUUCGACACGACGACGGUCGUGUUCGACACGAUGGCGAUCGUGUUCGACCUGACGACGAUCGUGUUCGACACGGCGACGAUCGUGUUCGACACGAUAAGGAUCCUGUUCGACACGACGACCAUCGUGCUCGACACGACGACGACCGUGUCGGACACAACGACGCUCGUGUCGGACACGACGACCAGCGUGUCGGAUACGAUGACGAUCGUGUUCAACACGACGACCAUCGUGUUUGACAUGACGGCGACCGUGUCGACCAUCGUGUUCGACACGAUGACCAUCGUGUUCGACAUGACGACGACUGAGGUGGAAGUGUUCGAGAAAACUUAUUGACGUCACCAAUAAACCAGCACUGGACAC
This is a messenger RNA of Chara braunii, 814 nucleotides long. NCBI's taxonomy places the organism in Eukaryota, Viridiplantae, Streptophyta, Charophyceae, Charales, Characeae. The record is from the annotation of a GenBank genome assembly.